CUGAUUAUAAAGUGUCUGACGCACAGUUCCGCAGCCUCCACAGGCUGCCGACAGCGCCGGUCAUCCUCGCCGCAGACAUCACCCCAAAGCCGGUGUGUGUCCCUCUGUGUCACGAUGGCAGAGAGCUCACACUGUUUCUACUGCCGGGAGGACCUUGGGGGAAAGAGGUUUGUCCGCAGUGAGGGUCGGCCGGUGUGCAUCCGCUGCCACACUAAAUUCUGCGCCAACAGCUGCGCCGAGUGCCAUCGGCCCAUCUCUGUGGAGACAAAGGAGCUCAGCCAUAAGGGCCGACACUGGCAUGAGGAGUGUUUCCGCUGUUGUAAAUGUUACAAACCUCUGGCCAAAGAACCUUUCAGCACCAAGGAUGACCGCAUCAUGUGUGGAAAGUGCUGCUCCAGAGAGGAUGCUCCACGCUGCCACGGCUGCUACAAACCCAUCCUGGCUGGCACAGAGAGUAUGGAGUACAAAGGCAACGCGUGGCAUGAUGACUGCUUCACCUGUUCCAACUGUAAACGCCCAAUAGGAUCACAGAGUUUCCUUUCCAAAGGAAAUGACAUUUACUGCAGCCCCUGCUAUGACAAGAAGUUUGCCAAACAUUGUGUUAGCUGCAAAAAGCCCAUCACCUCUGGAGGAGUGAACUACCAGGACCAGCCCUGGCACGGUCACUGUUUUGUGUGCAGCACCUGCUCGAAGCCUCUGGCCGGGACCAGCUUCACCAACCACCAGGACCAGGUUUUCUGCGUCGAGUGCUACAAGAACACAGUGGCUAAGAAAUGCAGUGGCUGCCACAACCCUAUCACAGGUUUUGGUAAAGGCGUGAACGUUGUGAACUACGAGGGCAGCUCAUGGCAUGAAUACUGCUUCAACUGCAAGAGAUGCUCCCUCAGUUUGUCCAACAAACGUUUUGUAGCCAAUGGCAAAGAUAUCCUCUGUACCGACUGUGGCAACAAGUAGUUGUAUGUUUGCUUUCGUUUUUCUUUCUUUCUUUUUUAAAAUAAAAAGAUAAAGUUUCACUCUUUGCCAAUACAUAUAUUUUUAUUAUUAUUAUUAAAGGUUCAUUUUGGAGAAUUUAUGAAUGCUUGUGUGUUCAUAUGAAGUUUGUGUCAGAGUCUGUUUUGUGCUGCGAUCUGGGUCUGUGUCUUUGACAUCCAUGAUAACAGCCUGUACACUGGCUUCUGUGUGGAGGAGUUGGACAUUUUUUUUCUGCAAAAAUCCUUCAGUGUCUUUGUUCUGGUCAGUUAACAAAGAAAACAAGCAGCUCUCAUCACACCACAGACUCCACACAUUUCAUACACAAAUCUUCCAUACUGAACCUUAAAAUUUAUUUUUUAUUUUUUUUUUAAUCUUUGAAUCAACUUUCUGGGGCUAAAUUCUAAUUUGUGUCUAUUGUUGAAUGUUUGCUUCAGGCUGACGUAAACAUACAUUGUGUUGAGUAAUAUGUUAAAAGUGAAAAAUGAGAAUCUGAGGAUGAAAAUUACAUGCUCUUACAUUUUAUGUAGUUCAGUGCAAUAGCUACUCUUUAAAAUAAAUGUGUACGAGGAAAAAUUACUAAAAUAUGGAUAUAAAUUGUAAUAUGAACAAUAGAUGUUAAUAUGAAGAUAUAUUGUAUUUCGAGAGACAUGAGACUUGUGCAUCCACACCUUCCCUGUGUUUUUGAGUAGAUCUGAUCUAAUCAUAGGGGUAUUGAAUAUGUGAUUGACACCUGUAAUUACCAGUUACUGAUCAGAUUCUAUCAGAUGUAACCUGGAUGUGACUCUCCUGCUCUGUUCAUUUACUGAUGCCGAAGCUUGACAAAGUGGCUCCAUUUUGCCAAAACAUAAAUGAUGUCAGCUCAUCUAGAUUUAUAUUUAGUCUUUUGAUUUGGUCUGAGCAGAGAUAGUGGCAGAGGGAAGGUGUGAAUUGGUGUGUUUUAACCCCUUAGUUUGGCUUCUGCAGCUUUAACAAGUAUUCCUAAUGGCUGGUUUUCACUUUCACUCAACACUGUGUAUGCUGUAGUGUUAGCAUUCAAAGGUAAUUAUAUUUUUUAAAAAAGGUUCAAGGUGAUGCAUUUGAGGGUUAGGGUUAAGGUGCGGGUUAUUCGUUUCACUCUUUGCUUAACCUCUGGAGACCCAGCAAUGCAUUUUUGGCUUCUGUAGCGGACAAAGGUUUCACAACUUUACUUAAGAAAUGAGCUAAAAACCAAAAAUGCCGUCCACUGCAAAGCACAUUUCAUGAAAAAAGAAAAUGUAUUCGAAAAAACUGUUGCAUUAUGCCGUUUCCAAUCAAGACAAUUAUUUAAUGUAAAAAAGCCAAAACUUUUACUUUCCUGGGUCUCAGGAGGUUAAAUCUGCUUCUGAUGGUAAUAAAAACCUUGUUUCUGAUCGCUGAUUUAUAUGUACUUAUGAAAGCUGUUUUUAAUUUUAUAAUGACCAAACACAAUAAUACUUAAAAAACCAUAACCUGUGUUAUAACUAUGUUUCUAUGAAUUCCUUUGGGGUUUGUAUGAUUAUCAUAUGUUUUGAGUAAACUAACUUUUAUGCACUUUCUAAAACCAUGUUUCUUCUGUCGGUUUUAUUUCAAACAAAAAACGUAAAUAUCAACUUGCAAUAUAUGCAAACCGCAUGCUUCAUGUGUUAUAAAAAAAUAAAAUUUCUAUAAAACUGA
This is a messenger RNA of Sphaeramia orbicularis (orbiculate cardinalfish), 2643 nucleotides long. Its product is annotated as four and a half LIM domains protein 1-like. Gene Ontology annotation, molecular function: transmembrane transporter binding. The coding region runs from base 115 to 954 and encodes 279 amino acids. The transcript has 6 exons. NCBI's taxonomy places the organism in Eukaryota, Metazoa, Chordata, Actinopteri, Kurtiformes, Apogonidae. The record is from RefSeq and is a predicted model, not a curated record. Gene Ontology annotation, biological process: muscle organ development.